AAUAAUAACUGAUACUACUGCUACUGUCACUUAAAUUUGCACCAAUAGUAUAAUUAUCAGUAGUUUAACUGCUUGUACAACUUAUACAACAACCACUUUUACUUCUACUCCUACAACAUAUUCUACUGCCAGCACCAGCAUUACUACUUCUACUACUACUACUACUACUACUACUAUAACUACUACUAUUUCUGCCCAAACUAUGCACAUUGUUUUAUGUUUUAUUCAUAUGUUGUGUAAAUUGUUGAACUCUGAUUUACUUUGAAUAAAAUGUGUUGCAUUUUUAUAAGUUAUUUUCUCCUCUUAUAAAGUCUAAGUUUUUUCCAGGGUCAGCUGAAAAUGUUAGAGUCUUUUCCAUGCUUAAAAAAUUCUAUGUUCCACUUUCCAUGCUAUCUGGAAAUAUUUUCCAUGGUUAUCCAGCCUAAAUCCAGCGUUUUCCAUUCCUUUUCCAUGCUUUUCCAUCCAAGGCUGGAAAAUGCUUGGAAAAAAGUCCACGUUUCAUGGACAUUUCUAGAACAAAACCCUGGAAACUGUUUCAAAUUCCAGGGAUUUCCAUGGAAUUCCAUGUUAUACCAUGGAUUUCCAGCCUAAGUUCCAUGAUUACCCUGGACAAUGUACACCCGGGCUGGACCAGUUUAGGCAGAGGGUGACCAAACUAGACCACAGUUUCUAAGCAGCUUCCACCAAGUAAAAUGACAGCCAGUGCAUUCCAUGUGGUAUUGUUUGAUGGGGAGGACUCUGUGGCAGUAGUGCCACAUAUUUGGUUACAUGAAAAUGGAUGUUGGUGGCCCCUGUAUAAAGGCCUUCAACGGCUCCAGAUAGCCGCAGAGAAAGAGGAAAUGCCUUCGGAAAAUUGGACAAAGCACAGUUGCCGAGUUCUUUAUACAGGUUCCUUUAUGGAGGCAGAAAAGAGAUUAAGGAAAGCGGAGGAGACAUCAGAUCUUCAGUCAGGUGAAGAAAACAUCCCAGCCAAAAGGAAAAAGAUUGCGCGACGUAGACUAGCUGAAUCAGACAGCAGCUGUGAAGAAGAGGCACUGGAAAGGAGACUACCGAAGCCACCAUUGGCACUGCGAACACCACCACAUGCACUGUCGACGCCUCUACCUUCGGUCCUCACAUCACCCACACUGCCAACGCCACCGCCUGCGUUCCUCAUAUCGCAACCUGAACUAUCAAGGCCACCAUCAUCCAAGAUAGUAAGCCAGACUCAACGGCCUUCGACACCUCGUGUCUCACUGGCCGCUUCCAUUCAAGGUGCUUACCUAAGCAGGAGUCAGGAAGCACGUGACACAAGAAUUUUUACAUUGUUGGAGUCUAUGAACGACAGUCUGGAAGACAACAACAGGCUUCUAAGACAACUAAUGGCCCGGGGCAUAGGUGGGGUAGAGGCAGCUGUGCCCACUGAGCUUCCAGAGGGAAUCAUCUUCCCUUUGAAGACUGUGGAUGACUUGGAGGCAGUGGAGACAAGAUUGGAUGACGAAACAACUGCUUCCUCUGUUGUGAAAUAUAUAGCUGACCUUGGUGGCCGAGAUGUGCAGGAUACUGUUAGCCGCACCAUGAAAACCUUGAUAGACAACAACCUAGCAAAGCAAUACAAUUUCACGGGCCAUAAGGGGAAAAGAAAGUUCGAGGGCCUAAACAUAACAGGCAUUAAUUUUCGUUGUCUGCGCAUGAAUCCCAUUACUAGACAAGCCAGCAUGAAGGACAUGGAGGCUGCUGUUACGAAGUGGCUUGGAGGGGCGAGGGACAGGAAUGGCAGACAGAAGUCCAGAGACACUCUUAGGAGACCUACUCUUGCAACACCUCCUCCUGGAUGGCCUUCCAGCACACCCUAACUUUUUUGGAAUUAAAAACAUAUAAUUAUUGAGUAUGUAUCAUAAUGGUGUGUAUUUAAUUUUUUGAACAAAGGGCAACAAACGGUUCAUUUAAUUAAUCUUUUAAACUUAUUCUGUACAUUACCUAGUCAGUAUUAUUUGAAGGUAUUUUAUUUUUAUGCCCCCCUUCGAAGAAGAAGGUGUAUAUUGUUUUGCACAUGUCGGUCGGUCCGUCCACCAGAUGGUUUCCGGAUGAUAACUCAAGAACGCUUAGGCCUAGGAUCAUGAAACUUCAUAGGUACAUUGAUCAUGACUGGCAGAUGACCCCUAUUGAUUUUCAGGUCAAAGGUCAAGGUUACUGUGACUCAAAAUAGUAAAAUGGUUUCGGGAUGAUAACUCAAGAAUGCCUAGGCCUAGGAUCAUGAAACUUCAUAGGUACAUUGAUCAUGACUGGCAGAUAACCCCUAUUGAUUUUCAGGUCAAAGGUCAAGGUCACAGUGACUCGAAACAGUAAAAUGGUUUCCGGAUGAUAACUAAAGAAUGCUUACGCCUAGGAUCAUGAAACUUCAUAGGUACAUUGAUCAUGACUGGCAGAUGACCCCUAUUGAUUUUCAAGUCAAAGGUCAAGGUCACAGUGACUCGAAACAGUAAAAUGGUUUCUGGAUGACAACUCAAGAAUGCUUAUGCCUAGGAUCAUGAAACUUCAUAGAUACAUUGAUCAUGACUGCCAGAUGACCCCUAUUAAUUUUCAGGUCACUAGGUCAAGGUCACAGUGACUCUAAACAGUAAAAUGGUUUCCUGAUGAUAACUCAAGAAUAAUUAGGCAUAGGAUCAUGAAACUUCAUAGGUACAUUGAUCAUGACUGGCAGAUGACCCUAUUGAUUUUCAGGUCAAAGGUCAAGGUCAGUGACAAAAAACGUGUUCACACAAUGGCUGCCACUACAACUGACAGGCCAUAUGGUGGGCAUGCAUGUUUUACAAACAGCCCUUGUUCCAAACUAUAUAAUUAAAUAUGGUAUUUAAUUCAUGUAUUACAUUUUUCUACGAUUCCUAGUCAGUAUUUCUAUAGGUUCUAGUCAGUAUUAUUUUGCAAACAUUUAACUAUUUUAUUGUAUGUAGUGCUUAUGGGAAACAUGUCUUGUUUUACAUUGUUGUCUUUGCAGGUUAAUAUUUAAGUAUUAAAAAAAGUAUCAGUAGCUUUGUAUGCAUGUUUUAUAAAGGAUGUUUUGCUUACCUGAGAGUUACUGGAUAAUUGAGUUUUGUUGACAGCAGUAAGUUCACUAUUUUGUGAAUAUUUUGUAUAGACUGAUAUAGGAAAUACUAGUAACAUUUUUUUUCACUCAUUUAAUGUCAUAACAAAUUAUUAUUUUUGAUGUAUCUAAAUAGAAGUCCUGUGUGCAAAAUUAGAUUUAAAAGUCUUGAUUCUAUCAUAAGUUGGCAACCUUUGUUUAUACACUGAUCCUCAAAGUUGGUCAUCAUAUUUAUCUAAUUGAACUGUUAGUAGUAAUUUAAUCAUCUCAUGAUAGACUCAAUUAAAUACAUGUACAUUCAGGGCUUCGAUAAAAUUAAUUUGUGUGAGGUUUUUUUUUUUUAAACAUACAUACGUCAAAAUGCCUGUGUAUCUUUAAUUGUGUAAUGUCUGCAUGUAUGUUUACCAUUGUGUUUGUUGCAUUAUAAUGUAUGACAUAUGUUUGAUAAAAAAAAGUCCGUCCAUUCUUACUGUAAGUGGUGUAAAUUCAACUGUAUAUGCAAAGACCGUGUGCACAAAAUGCUGCAGUGACUUGUAGUUGUGAUGUUUGAAUAAACCUUUGACAGAUUUG
Molecule: messenger RNA, 3634 nt
Organism: Dreissena polymorpha
Lineage: Eukaryota; Metazoa; Mollusca; Bivalvia; Myida; Dreissenidae
Exons: 7
Coding region: 693-1835 (380 amino acids)
Source: RefSeq, a predicted model, not a curated record